ACGUAGAGAUUUUGUAUAACUUGAAUUUCCCAAAACCUUGGAACGCAAUUCACGUUAAUUUCUGCUUAGCUCAAAAUAUCUAUAUUUCUCAAUUACAUGAAGAAAAAAUAAAGAGAUGAGAAAUAAUAAUUGCAGUAAACUUCUAUGGCUGUAGCAGCAUUGUUGUUUUAGGCCCAAUGGCCUGGACCUAACCUAGGUACUAGUAAGUUUCGAGGGGUUACUUGGUAUGAGCCAAGAACACUAUAAAGGAAGAUUGUACCACCGAGAAGAAAACCUACCUGUUCAAGAAAACCAUACUUUUGAUUAAUUUUUGUUCUUGUCCCCUUGUUUAAGGAAAGUCUCGGACAAAAGUGGUUUCAGGAUGUCAAUCUCUUCUUUGGUUUUGCAAUCGCAUACUUUGCUUCCCCAAGAGGUAAUUAAGAUUUAGAAGGUUUGCUUGGCAAGAUCUUCAAAGGCACUCUGUUCCUGGUCAAAGCAAGCAAUACAAGAUAAAAGGACAACCAGUUGAUCAAGAAAUGGACUUACAGAACUUCCUUUUGGAGCUUGAAACCCUGAUUGACAAAUAUUUAAAGUGUAACACAAACACCAAAGAGAAUAUGAAAUUUCUCGAGAGAAGUUUACAAGAGCUAAAUAACCAAAAGGAAGGUAUAGAUCAGAAAAUUUAUGCCGAGUAUCUUUCAGGAACACAAGAAAAAGAAGAAGUCAGAAACUGGUUAAACAAUGUUCAAUCAAUCAACAGUGAAAUACAAAGUAUUAAGGAAGAGCUUGGAAGAAAGAAAUAUCUAUCGUGUGAAGAUCUUGGAAAACUUGUUGACAAAAAGAUAGUAGAAGCUCAGGAACUCCUGCAGAAAGGUAGUUACCACAGAGGGAUCAUCGAUAAGAAGAAUUUUAAGUACAUCAUCCUUGGUGGUGGUGUUGCAGCUGGAUAUGCAGCAAUGGAGUUUACCAGACAAGGACUCCAGCCAGGGGAGCUAGCAAUUAUUUCCAAAGAAGCUGUAGCACCUUAUGAACGUCCUGCACUUAGUAAGUCAUAUCUAUUCCCAAAUGAACCUGCAAGACUUCCAAGUUUCCAUGUCUGUGCUGGAAGUGGAGGAGAGAGACUACUUCCGAAGUGGUACGAGGAAAAAGGGAUUGAAUUGAUCCUUGGAACAGAAAUAGUAAAAGCAAAUCUUGCAUCAAAGACUCUCAUCAGUGCAUCUGGAAAAAUCUAUGCAUAUCAAAUUUUGAUCAUUGCAACUGGUUCCACAGCAGUUAAGUUGACAGAUUUCGGUGUACAAGGAGCGGAUGCCAAAAAUAUCUGUUACUUGAGAGAAAUAAGUGAUGCUGAUAAGCUUGUAGAAACAAUUAAAACAAAGCAGAAAGGAAAGGCAGUAGUGAUUGGAGCUGGAUACAUCGGCCUUGAAGUUGGAGCAGCUAUGACAAUCAACGAGUUCGAUGUUAGCAUGGUAUACCCUGAACCAUGGUGCAUGGCUGGGCUUUUCACUCCGGCCAUUGCUUCUUUCUAUGAGGGCUACUACGCUAACAAAGGAGUUAAAAUUAUCAAAGGUACAGUUGCAGUUGGAUUUGAGGCUGACUCUAAUGGACAAGUAAAGACGGUGAAACUGAAGAAUGGUGAGGUGCUACAAGCCGACAUUGUUGUUGUAGGUGUUGGGGGAAGUCCGGUAACUGCAUUAUUCAAAGGACAGGUUGAGGAGGAAAAAGGUGGUAUCAAAACUGAUGGUUUCUUCAGAACAAGCGUCCAAGAAGUGUAUGCUGUUGGAGAUGUAGCUACUUUCCCUAUGAAAUUGUACAGUGACAUGAGAAGAGUUGAACAUGUUGAUCAUGCUCGUAAAUCAGCACAGCAAGCUGUGAAGGCUAUCAAGGCAAGUGAAGAUGGUAAAUCCAUUCAGGAGUAUGACUACCUUCCUUUCUUCUAUUCGCGUUUCUUCGAUCUUUCAUGGGUUUUUUAUGGAGACAAUGUUGGAGAACCAGUGUUGUUUCAGGAUAUUCAAGAUAAUUCCACCACCAGGCCAUCAUCUACAAAACCCAAGUUUGGAACAUAUUGGAUCCACAAUGGAAAGGUGGUUGGAGCUUUCUUGGAAGGAGGAACUGCUGAAGAAAACAAAGGAAUUGCCAAUAUUGCAUGGCUCCAACCUGAGGCUAAGGAAGAUCUACUUGAGAAAAUUGGGAUGCUAAUUGCUGGUUUGUAUGGCUCAGAUAAGCCUCUGUCUUGCAGUAUAAUUUGAGAGUAGUAGUAAUUAAUAUUUAUUCUACUUUUCAGAAUUGCUGAUUACUCUCCAAUGUAUUUAUGAAGAUAUAUUGUACCUAUAAAGUCUGUACUCGUAUGCUAAAAUGUCCAAUAAAAUACAAUUGUUUUAUUUU
Molecule: messenger RNA, 2361 nt
Organism: Ziziphus jujuba (common jujube)
Lineage: Eukaryota; Viridiplantae; Streptophyta; Magnoliopsida; Rosales; Rhamnaceae
Product: monodehydroascorbate reductase, seedling isozyme-like
Exons: 3
Coding region: 516-2225 (569 amino acids)
Cellular component (GO): cytoplasm
Molecular function (GO): oxidoreductase activity, acting on NAD(P)H; flavin adenine dinucleotide binding
Source: RefSeq, a predicted model, not a curated record